Messenger RNA from Vigna angularis (adzuki bean), 2177 nucleotides. RefSeq names its product zinc finger CCCH domain-containing protein 48. Gene Ontology annotation, molecular function: protein binding; metal ion binding. Bases 424 to 1698 code for a protein of 424 amino acids. NCBI's taxonomy places the organism in Eukaryota, Viridiplantae, Streptophyta, Magnoliopsida, Fabales, Fabaceae. The transcript is spliced from 9 exons. The record is from RefSeq and is a predicted model, not a curated record.
UUCCACACUGUGGCGGGUCAUACUCAGGUCAAUUCCGUAAUUCUAUGUCUUUAGAAAGCACUGCUUACGUACGUGUAGUUCCCAAACUCUUUCCCGAUUCAUUAGACCGCACCAAAUUUACGUCUCUCUAACGAACCCUAAUCUCAUCAAUUAGGGUUUCUAUUUCCCACGAGCUUCACUUCACUUCACUCCCGCUUGAUGAUCACGCUAUACAUUCCCCUACCUUUCCCUCCCAAUAUUUCUGAAUUUCACUCGCGCAUGCUCCAAUCUUUUCCCCAAUCACAACCCUCCCUCGGUUUUUAUUCCAAUUGCACUGGGAGAUAAUCAAAAGCUCUUCACAAUUUCAUUCCCCCUCUCCCUUUCAAUCCCGAUUAACUCGAUCAGAUAAACGCACUCUAAUCACAGACUCUAGCUCGCUCGAUCAUGGACGUGGAUGGGGGCACCAAGCGUGUGUACAACCGUCUCGGCGGGGACGGGAAGCACCAGAAAGUGUGUUUCCACUGGCAAGCGGGCAAGUGCAAUCGCUACCCGUGCCCUUUUCUGCACAGCGAAUUGCCCGCAUCUUCCCACUCCAACGGGGCCUCCUCGAAGCGUGCGUACGACAAUUCGGGCUUAUCGGGAUUCUCGGGCCAGCGCGGACGCCCCAAUUUCAACAACACGUGGGGCCGUGGAGGGGGGCGCGGAGGCGGCGGCGGUAGAGGGGUGGUGGUCAAGGCGGAAAAAGUUUGCAAUUAUUGGAUUCAGGGGAAUUGUAGUUAUGGAGAGAGGUGUAAAUUCCUUCACUCUUGGAAAGUGGGAGACGGCUUUUCUUUGCUGACACAGCUCGAAGGGCAUCAGAAGGCUGUGAGCGCAAUCGCUUUUCCCUCUGGUUCAGAUAAGCUGUAUACUGGAAGCACUGACGAGACGGCAAGGAUUUGGGACUGCCAGUCUGGAAAGUGUGUAGGUGUGAUCAAUCUUGGUGGUGAAGUUGGUUGCAUGAUCAGUGAAGGCCCCUGGGUUUUUGUUGGGAUACCCAAUUCUGUCAAGGCCUGGAACACUCAAAAUUUAAUGGAGCUAAGUCUAAGUGGCCCAGUCGGACAAGUUUAUGCUCUUGUUGUAAACAAUGAUAUGCUCUUUGCUGGUACACAGGAUGGAUCUAUAUUGGCAUGGAAGUUUAAUGUAGGUAACAACUGCUUCGAGCCAGCUGCAUCACUUAAAGGUCAUUCUCGUGGUGUUGUUUCAUUAGUUGUUGGUGCUAAUAGACUUUACUCCGGGUCAAUGGACAAUACAAUAAGAGUAUGGAACCUUGAAACCUUGCAAUGUAUACAGACACUAACAGAGCACACAUCUGUUGUGAUGUCUGUUCUCUGCUGGGAACAAUUCCUUUUAUCUUGUUCCUUGGACAAAACUGUGAAGGUAUGGUAUGCUACAGAAAGCGGAAACUUGGAAGUGACAUAUACUCACAAUGAGGAACAUGGCAUACUUACCCUAUGUGGGAUGCAUGACUCACAAGGCAAGCCCAUUUUGUUGUGUGCUUGCAAUGAUAACACUGUGCGCCUCUAUGAUCUGCCAUCAUUUGCAGAGAGGGGUAAGAUAUUAACUAAACAAGAGGUACGAGCGAUGCAGAUAGGGCCUAACGGCAUAUUCUUCACCGGAGACGGUACUGGUGAAGUAAGAGUGUGGAAUUGGUCAGCGGAGACAACCGCUACCGUCCAAUAAAGUGACAUUUACAAUAUGUUCCGUUUAAAUGUUUUACUAGUUUCUUCUGGUCUUCCUUUUUGUAAUCGUUUUAGCUGCAAGAAGGGAAUUAAGGCUGAGGUCGGGAAGAGGCAGAAAAGGAGAGGUAAAGGGAUUGUACGUAAUUUAAGUUUGCGGAAGUAGUCUUGCGUUUAGAAUCUGAGCUUUGGUUUUAGUGUUGAGUGGAUAUCCUUGGCGCAAAGCUGUGCUCAAGUAGGGCGUUUUCUAUUGAUGCUUGUAACAUUUUGUGAAUUCACAACAUUAUUUAGCAUUAUUCCUUAACACCGAUAUGCGUAUACGUACCGAAUAAACGUUUGUUACUUGUCAUUUACAAGUAACUGGUCUUGUUUCAUCUGCUGUAUUAUUUUUCUGGUGAUCAUGAGCUUGACGAAAUAUGAACACGAUAACUGUUGUUUUCUUUUUUAUUUGUAUAAUUAGGAGGCAUAGUCCCUUCUUACUCA